CGGAACCAAUCAUUUUCAUCAUCCGUCGACAACUUUCGAUUCAAGCAACCACCUUUUCGCAUUUUCAAAGACGUCCAAGUGCAAAAGAUCGAACUAUAUUCGAAACAAAAUGUGCAAAAACCCUUGCUGAAUGUACUGCAAACGAGUUAAAGAGUUAUAAAAAUACAUAUUAUCAGGACCACCAUCACAAUUUUUUGUUUGAAAAAGAAAAAAAACACCCUUAAUAAAUGAAAAUUUAGUCGUAAUUUUGCUAAGAGCUGAGACGAGAAAAAUGACGGACAAAAAUGUAGUGUUGGAAGGAUAUAUGAAAAAACUGAAAACAACGAAAAAAAAAUAUUUUGUCUUAUUUGGUGAUACCAGAGAUAUGUUUGCUCAUCUAAGGUAUUACGACUCUGAGAAAAAAUUUAAGCAAAGUCUUAAUAAGCGUGAUACUCCCAAUUCGAAAAAAUGUAUAAUCUUACGGGAGUGUUUCAAUAUAAAUAGAAGAUUGGAUACUAGGCACCCAAAUGUGCUUGCACUUUAUACUAAAGAAGAAUGUUUUUCUAUCAUUUUCGAGUUUGAAGAAGAUCUUCAUAAAUGGCUAAAUGCGUUGCUGCGCUUACAAAAAGGAUCUUCACUAAACGAUAGUGAGCCUACCCCUCGUCCACAAUUCGAUCAUAUUUGGGAAGUUAACAUUGAGAAAAAGGGACUUGGAGAAAGUAAAGGUUUGCAUGGGCCAUACAGGCUAUGUAUAUGUGAGAAAAAUUUGUCGUUUGUCAAAGCUGGCAUACAUCUCACUCCAAACAGAGAUACAAAUUUGGACAUCAUCGACAUUUCAUUGGGCAGUAUAAGAAGGUAUGGAGCACAACAAUGUUAUUUUUACUUGGAAAUUGGCAGAGUGUCUAAAACGGGCCCUGGUGAACUCUACUUGGCAACUGCAGAUCCAUUAACCGCUCAAAAUCUUUAUGAUACCAUAUUGAGGUAUGUAAAACAAGGAAAAGUAAUAGAGGAAUCUACCGCUGUUUACCACAGAGAUAGAUCGUUGUCAGUCAAUGAAACUUCUAAACCCGUAACGCAGUACAACAUUGGUAGCAUGGAGCUCAAUUCUGAAAUAAAGCCUUACAAUGAUUCUUGCCAUAGAGAAAGAUGUGAUAGUUUACCGAGUUCAAAUGUCAUAUCUUUAAACAAAACCAAAUCUGCUACCAGACCGUACUCUGUUUGCAGUCGUUCACCAACGACUCCUAGUCCACUAAGUCCGAUGUCUCAUACUUUAUCGAGCAAAAGUGACGACGAUUCAUCAUUCACUGUUGAUGAGGUGGAUUGUAUAGAUGAUGUAUCAAAAAAUUUCAAAAACCUAAGUUGCUCUCAUUCAAAAAUGACUAUUUUGGAAGAAACAUCUGAAGAUAUGAGUAUUUCUGAAAAAGGACAAACACAUCUGCAUGAAAAUACUCCAGUAACAAUCUCCGAAUCUUUGGUAGAGAAACAGGAAUACUUAGAAAUGUUACCUUCACUUGAAAGUAAAACAAGAACGGAAGUACGAAGCCGGACAUCAAGUUUUGCUGAAGACAUCCCAAGUUAUAAUACUCGAUUCCAUCUUCCAGAUGGCUUAAGUUCCUCUGCUUCAAGUGUAACUUCUGGCACCCCCUCGACGGACACACGUUUUUCGGCGUUUCAUCUUGAAAAAACUUUUUCACAUUUUAGCGAGGAUAACAAUGAUUUCGUUUUGAGACCAACCAGGACCUAUUCUGUAGGAAGUAAACCGGAUAAUAUUAAGACGAAAACUUUAGAUGGUUUCAAUACUGAUGCUCAUAAGAAUUCUACGAGGAUCCGUGCAUUUUCUGUUGGAUCAAAGGUGAAAAAUCGACUAAAUGAUUUGGGAAAAAUUGAUACGAAAGAGAAAAAAAUGAGAAAGCCGCAAUCAGAUAAGUGCACUAGUGUACCCGCUUUAAUAAAAACUCCAAAAAGCGGAAUAAGUGAUCAGGCUGAUCAUAUUAGUUUUCAAAAUAAAAGUGGGAGUCUGAACCGUUCCAUUUUCGGAUCUCCAAAAACCACAGAUUCUUCAGAGUACAUGGUCAUGCACCCUAGCAAUAACAAUGCUGAGAAAUUCGUACAGGAAACUAAAAAAUCUGAUUAUGUUGAGAUGGGAGCACGAUCUGAUAGGUUUUCAUCAAAACCUAUUGAAAUAGUAAUAAAAAAGAAUAAUGAUAAAUUUCAAAGUCAUGAUACCACUUCUAGUCCUCAAAUUGAUUAUGCAUCCGAAAUUGAUAGUCAUAAUACUAUGUUUCCCUUGAGUUUAGACAAAAAUUCAACGUGGGAUAUGAAGUCACUACCAUUAGAGUCGAAGUUAACAACAAGUAACUCUCAAGAGCAUCAACAUAAUGAUGUUGUAAUCGAUAGCACUCAACAUAUCGACGAAGGAGAUUAUGCGACACUUUUGCCUGGUGAUGGAUUUGAAAACAAAAAAGAUGAAGAUAUGAAAGAUUACAAACCAAACUAUAUUGAUUUAUAUUUUCCUCAACAAAGUAAAGAGAAUAACUGUAAUCCCAAGAAAGAUGAUACAACAACAAAAUCCACAUAUGCACAAAUUGUGUUUCCUGAUUUUCAGCCAAAAUAAAUUAAACCUUUUAACAAACAAUCUUUUGGUUUACAAUUUAAAUUGUUUAAAUUUUUAUCGAAUGCAUCAAUAGAUUUUUUUAGAAACGUGGAAAAUACAGACUAAAAAGACGGACACAUUUUUGGAAGCAAUAUUUUUUUGUUUCUCGUUGAAAGAACUUAAUGAAAAUGAUGACGUAGGGACUAGGUAUAUACUAUAAAUUUGUACAUAUUGGUUAGAUAUGACGUCGUUAUUUUGCGUCUGCGGUGUUUCGUCUUCAAUUUCAUCUGUAGCUCUUAUGCCAUAUGACUCGAUAUUGCAACUUUAUUAUAUUACAAUACUUUGAAAGAUAAACACGUGAAAAACAGUGUAGCCGUUAUUAUUAAUAAAUAAAUUAUUG
This is a messenger RNA of Culicoides brevitarsis, 2972 nucleotides long. It is a transcript of the gene chico, whose product is annotated as insulin receptor substrate 1. Gene Ontology annotation, biological process: insulin receptor signaling pathway. Bases 272 to 2593 code for a protein of 773 amino acids. Gene Ontology annotation, molecular function: phosphatidylinositol 3-kinase binding; insulin receptor binding. NCBI's taxonomy places the organism in Eukaryota, Metazoa, Arthropoda, Insecta, Diptera, Ceratopogonidae. The record is from RefSeq and is a predicted model, not a curated record. The transcript is spliced from 9 exons. Gene Ontology annotation, cellular component: cytosol; plasma membrane.